AUGCCCGACACGGCCGCGUGCAGCACCCUCGCCGAGCGGCACCACCUCGCCUCGUCGGUCGCCGCCCCCACUGCCGCCGACCUCCCGCUCACCGCCAUCCAGCACGCCGUACACGCCCAGCUCCCUCAGUCCCUCGUGCGGUCCCGCAUCAGCUCGAGCCCUACCCUCCUGCCGACCCACCUCGCCCAACUUGUGACGGCCCUCUCGCUGUGCGCCCGCGUCUCGCUCCGCGCGAGCGCCCUCUUCAUCGAGGCCAUCGUCGAGGGCUUGCAGUGCGGCACCGUCACGGGCUUGGGCCUCACGCGCCGCGCCCUCAUCGCGGCGGUCGGCAGCGCGCGCGCCAUGCACCACGUCAAGGAGGGCCUCGACUGGAGCGGACGCGACAAGGACGGCGGCAAGAGCGAGGACGCGUUCCUCCAGGUCCUCGACAAGUACACCAACCUCGGCAUCUACCUCAUCCACCACACGUUCACCCUCGCCGAGCUGUUCACCAUGUCGGGCUUCUACCUCACCCUCAACACGAUCUCGACCGGGUUCUCGGCCGCCGAGGAGUCGGUCCGCAUGCUCGACUCGAUCCUCGGCUCGAACGAGUCGUCGCGCGCCCUGAGCUCGAUCAUCACGCUCGUCCGCAACGAGCUCACGCGCGAGGACCCGCGGUUCCGCCCAGUCGGGCUCCUCGCCGACCAAGACGACGACCUGGACGAGCAGCAGCGCAAGGCCGGCGCACUCAGCAACAUCACGGCCCUAACCAAGGCCCUGACGGCCUUUGCGUGCCUCCAGACGGCGACGCACCGCCGCACGCUGCGCGAGCUCAAGAUGCGCGUCGUGUACGACUGCACGGUCGUCGUCGAGGGCCAGGCGACCUUUUCCUCGGCGUCGACGCCGACCUCGCCUGACGGUUCGCCCGCAUCGGCGAGCGGCUUCGAUGUGACGGUCGACUCGCCGGGCAAGUACGCCGGCCCGCCUGCGCCGCCUCGAGGGCCCCGCCUGUCGCGCAAGUCGUCCCGUUCGACCGUCUCGACCCGCACCCGCGAGUCGUCCUCGACGACGACCACGAUGAACGGCGCCACGACGGGCAGCGAGAUCAUCACCGACGUCCGGAGCGAGCUCGAGGCUCGAGCCGUCAAGGCGCUCGCGUCGCAGCCGGGCUCGGCCAGCCACUCGCGACGCACGUCGGGCCCGUUCGACCUCGGCGGCGCGAGCUUCACCUGCAUCUCGUCCUCGGCACCAGGUCCUGUCGAGCCGUCACUCGCCGUUGACCCGGUCGAGCUCCUCGACUCGCGCUCCGAGGAGGAGAUCGUCACCGAGCUCGAGAGCCUCUGCGGCGGGCCCGUCAAGCCGUCGCACCGCCGGGUCACGAGUCGAGACGGCGGGUACGACGGCGAUGCCGAGGCCCAGUUCAUCACGACCGACGAGCUCGAGAGCGAGUCGGAGGGCGAGUACGACAACGACGCCGACCAGCUCCUGUCGAACGGCGUCGCCGGGCUCGACGGCGAGAUCCCGCCCGAGGUGCAGGCCGCGCUGCGCGAGAUCGACGCGCGUUACGCCGCACGCGACAAAGAGCGCGCUCCGUCCUUCUCGUCGGGCGCGUCAACCGUUCGCGGCGCAGCUCGGCCUCGCUCGAAACGCGACAGCCGCGCCGUCCGCGCCGGCGCCGCCGGGCCGUUCAGCUACCAGGUCGAGGUCGAGGAGACGACCACGACGACCACGACGACGGUGCGCACGGUCGAGGAGGUGUCGGCGGCGAGCUCGGGUGCGGCGGAGGAGGACCGAGCGCUCAUCGCCCGCCGCGAGGGGCGGUCGCGCAUGCCGGGCGUGCUCCUCCUCGAGACGAGUUCUCCCGCCACGCCGACCGAUGUCGAGCACGACGAGCGUGUUGGCUACGAGCGCGACGCGACGGCGGCGGGCACCGGGUCGGACGAGGUGGGCGAGUGGGUCGAGGUCGGCAGCUCGGCCAGUCGCACGGCGUCGAGGUCGCAGGGCGGGUCGAGCGUCGCCAGCGACGUCGACAUGUCGAGCGAGGACGGCAUCGAGGCGAGGGUGCCGUCGGCGCCGAAUGGCGAGGUCAAGUCGAGCGGCUCGAGGUGGGCAAACCUCGCGGGCCUGUCGCGGCAAGAGGCGCUCGAGCACCCGGAGGAGAACAAGCAGCGGCUUCAGGUCGUCCUGUCGACCAUGACCAAGAAGUUCAUUCAGCGCCGCCGCACGAUCCGCCGCGUCGUCUCGAGCUCGGGCUUCUCUUCAUCGACCUCGGCGAGUCGCUCGAGGCCGUGCUCACCGGCGCUUGGCGCCGGCAAGAAGCGUCGGUGGCCGCGCACCUCGUCCCGCACGGCCUCGUUCUCGUCGACCAUUCGGCCUGACGACGAGCUCCCUGUCGCUCCGCCAUCGCCUAUCCUGUCGUCCACCUCGUCGCCCAAGAGCAGGACCAAGAGCGUCUUCCGCACGUUGACUCGCGGCUGGCGAGGCGAGCGCGGCCCGUCGACCCCGCCCAAUUCCGAGGCGUCAACGGCGGCCUCGAGCGAUGUCGAGCUCGCAGACGCCGACGAGAGCGUCUACUUCGACGACGUUCGCGGGCUCGAGGCGCCGGCCUCUGCCGCACCUUCCACCUCGUUCAACCCGCCGACGCCUCGCUCGACCUCGGCGCCGACCCGCCCGCCUCUUUCGCCGACACCGACGUCCCCUCCUCCGCCUGUGCCACCUAAGCACGGCGUCCGACAUGCCGCCUCGGUGCAGACGAUGCGCUCGACGCUCACGACGACCUGCCGCACGGCGUCGUCGCCCACCGACGAGCCCGAGCCCAAGAGCAGCAACUUCCCGCACGCGUACCUCGUCAGCAACCUGCAGCACUUUGCGAGAUACUCGAGCGCGGCGUACGGCCAAAGCUUCCUCCGCAUCCUCGGCAUCGCCAAACACGAGUUCAAGUUCCCGCAUACCGAGAUCCACGCCAACAACCACGCGUUCGCGCACCAUGUCGGCAUCCACGUCGAGGACAUCCUGCUCUCGUCCUUUACCGACCCGACGCCCACGUUCGACAGCGAGAAGAUGUCGCCCAUCGUCAACUACGUCGCCGUCGACCAUUCGAUCAAGGCCAUCGUCCUCGCCUGUCGCGGGUCGCUCGGCCUGUCCGACAUCCUCACCGACCUCACGUGCUCGUACGAGCCGAUCCCGGUCCCGGACGCCGACCCGUCGGGCUCGUACCUCGUCCACAGCGGCAUGUUCUGCUCGGCGACCGUUCUUCAACGCGGCACGGUCCACGACGUCAUCCGCGACGCGCUCAAGCAGUUCCCGGACUAUGGUCUCGUGCUCUGCGGCCACAGCCUCGGCGGCGGCGUCGCGUCCCUCCUGUCGAUCCUGUGGUCGACCCCGUCUGCUGCGUUCGAGCGCUACGCCGAGGCCGUCGAGGAGCAGUCGGGCCGCCACAUCGUGCACCCGCCGCUGUCGACGCCAUUCGUCACGAGCGCGUCCUCGGGCCUGCCACCCGGUCGCCCGAUCUCGUGCUACACCUACGGCGUGCCCUGUGUCGCCUCUGUCGACCUCGGCGCCUACUGCCACGGCCUCGUCAUCUCGACCGUGCACAACUACGACCUCGUCCCGACCCUGUCGCUCGGCGUCCUGCGCGACUUCAAGGCCAUGGCCAUGGGCUUCUACGCCGAGCAAGGCGUGUCCGAGGAGAUCGUCGGGCGCGUCAUCGGCUUGUGUCAGCGCCGCUUCAUGGCCCGUCGUGCGGCGAGAAAGGCCGGCAGCUCGUCGUCCGCGCCUGCGCGCGCGCCCUUUCCCGGCGCCUCGAACGACGACCUCGAGUCGUGCGGGCCCGAGUCGCUCACGGACCCAGCCGAGGAAUCGCGCCUCGUGCCGCUCUCGAACGACGAGAUCUCGGCAGGGCGCGGCUCGAACAAGGCGCUCGAGCCGGCGUACCAGGACCCGGGCCUGCUCGGGCACGACCUCGUCGCCGACGACCUCGAGCUCAGCAACUGGCUGUGGAGCCUGCGCACGACGAUUCGCGCGAACAGCGACAACGAGAAGCUGUACCCUCCUGGCUCGGUCUACGUCAUCGAGAGCUACACGGUCUUCAUCUCGGGCGAGUCGUCGUCGUCGGGCCAGUACUCUCGUCGCGAGGGUCGCCGAGUCCUCCUUCGAGCGGUCGACGACGUCGAGCGCCGGUUCUCGGAGCCCAUCUUCAGCCGCACGAUGUUGAGCGAUCACUCGCCGCGCGAAUACGAGGUCAACGCCGACUACCUCGCGAGCGCCGUCGUCUGAGCGCCCUUCCUGCACUCGUCCCUGUACACCGUGUCUCCCUAUGUCCCUUUUCACCUCUCCUUUCUCCCCCUCGAGCCUGUCGUUGUCGUCGUGUCUCCCUCGCAGCCCUUUCCCUCCCUCGUUCCUCCUCCUCCUCUCCUCGCUUUCGCUCUUCCUUCCCCUCUCUCGGUCUUGUGCGUCUACCCCGCUCUCAGUAUGUAUACCCCCUUUCCCGGAACCCAUGUGUAGUCCGUCUUUGCGCGCUCGAGGGCUGCAGCGUCGCACGGCUCGCGUUUCCUUUCC
Rhodotorula graminis WP1 is the source of this 4536-nucleotide messenger RNA. RefSeq lists its product as uncharacterized. Lineage: Eukaryota; Fungi; Basidiomycota; Microbotryomycetes; Sporidiobolales; Sporidiobolaceae. The transcript has 10 exons. Bases 1 to 4254 code for a protein of 1417 amino acids. The record is from RefSeq and is a predicted model, not a curated record. Gene Ontology annotation, biological process: lipid metabolic process.